AUGACCUUCGUCCAGAGACGACCAGCGUCCAGAGACGACCUGCGUCCAGAGACGACCUGCGUCCAGAGACGACCAGCGUCCAGAGACGACCUGCGUCCAGAGACGACUUGCGUCCAGAGACGACUUGCGUCCAGAGACGACCUUCGUCCACAGACGACCUGCGUCCAGAGACGACCUGCGUCCAGAGACGACUUGCGUCCACAGACGACCUGCGUCCAGAGACGACCAGCGUCCAGAGACGACCUGCGUCCAGAGACGACCAGCGUCCAGAGACGACCAGCGUCCAGAGACGACCUGCGUCCAGAGACGACCUGCGUCCAGAGACGACCUGCGUCCAGAGACGACCUGCGUCCAGAGACGACCAGCGUCCAGAGACGACCAGCGUCCAGAGACGACCUGCGUCCAGAGACGACCUGCGUAUAA
Procambarus clarkii (red swamp crayfish) is the source of this 423-nucleotide messenger RNA. The record is from RefSeq and is a predicted model, not a curated record. NCBI's taxonomy places the organism in Eukaryota, Metazoa, Arthropoda, Malacostraca, Decapoda, Cambaridae.